GUUGUAGAUAUUAUUUUAAUUUGGAAAGCUCUGCCUGUUUUUCUCUAAAAAAUCCUUUUUAAGUUUAAGGUCGUAAGAGAAACAAGGAAAGACCAACUAAAAUGGCGGUUGCAACAUUUAGAAGCGGGCGAUUGCCGCUGUUUCAUCACCCUCAGUUGCCUAACAAAGCAGCAGCAGCAGCAGCAGCAGGUUGUUUAAGAAGGUCGGGUGUUGGAUUAAAGAAGCUAAACGGGCGUUCCAAAUCCAGGGCCUUGUUGCUUUUUGCCCAAAACUCUCAACCUUCUCAAACGCAAGAACAGGAUCGAUUCUCUUCUCGCUUCCAAAGUAGUAUUGAGAACUUACCCCAAUUGGUGGAGGACAUUGUCCGGACAUCUAUAAGCACAGGUCCACGAGGAGCCCUAAGACUAGCUCAAGGUAUUCAAGCAUUUGUCGGUGUUGGUGGGGAAUGGCUUGCUGAUGUCUCUAGGUCCACAAAUACAUCUACUCGGAUACCAUCUGAAUUGCAGCUUGGGUUGCUUUCGCCACUUUACUUAAGGAAAUUGUUUGAACGUAUGGGUGCAACCUAUAUCAAAUUAGGUCAGUUCGUAGCAUCUGCACCUACAUUAUUCCCACCAGAGUAUGUUGAAGAAUUUCAGAAAUGCUUUGAUAGAGCUCCUGCAGUUCCAUAUGAAGACAUCCAAAGGAUCUUACUUCAAGAACUAGGGAGACCAAUUGAUAGCAUAUAUGAAUAUAUUGAUCCAACACCAAUUGCCUCAGCCUCUAUAGCACAGGUACAUGGUGCAAGGCUUAGAGGCUCCCAAGAUGAUGUAGUUAUAAAGGUGUUGAAACCUGGAAUUGAGGACAUUUUGGUGGCAGACCUGAACUUCAUUUAUGUAGUGGCUCGAAUAUUGGAGUUCUUAAAUCCUGAGUUAAGCCGUGCUUCACUGGUUGGUAUUGUUAAAGACAUACGGGAGUCUAUGCUUGAAGAAGUUGACUUCAAUAAGGAGGCUGCAAAUAUUGAAUCCUUCAGGAGAUAUCUUGAAGCCAUGGGAUUAACAAGGCAGGCAACAGCUCCGAGAGUGUACAACCAUUGCAGCACACGACGAGUUUUAACCAUGGAGAGGCUAUAUGGGGUUCCUCUUACUGAUUUAGACACUAUAAGUUCACUUGUCUCUAGCCCAGAGAAUAGUCUUAUUACUGCACUUAAUGUCUGGUUUGGUAGUUUACUUGCUUGUGAGUCCUUUCAUGCUGAUGUGCAUGCAGGCAAUUUAUGGUUAUUGCGUGAUGGUCGUAUUGGAUUUCUUGAUUUUGGUAUUGUUGGACGCAUAUCACCAAAAACAUGGGCUGCCAUGGAAGUGUUUUUGGCAUCUAUUGCAACUGAAGAGUAUGAGUCAAUGGCAGCUGCCUUGAUUGAAAUGGGAGCAACCAAUAAGGAUGUUGAUGCUAAGGCCUUUGCAAGAGACUUGGAAAAGAUAUUUUCAUCUAUACAGGAACUUGAUACGGAGAUUGUUGUUGCCACUGCUAGGGGGACAAAUACAAAUGCAACUGCUGUCUCUGCAAAUGUAAUUGUUGAUGAGAGGCAGAUGAAUGCACUCUUUCUUGAUGUGGUUCGGGUGAGUGAAUCAUAUGGACUGCGAUUUCCAAGGGAGUUUGCACUUCUAAUGAAACAGCUCCUAUAUUUUGACCGGUAUACGCGGUUGCUGGCCCCCAACUUGAACAUGCUUCAGGACCAAAGGAUAUCCAUCGUGUCGAAUAGAAGAAGCAACUAUAGGGACAACUUCAAAUAGAUUAUGCAAUUGUAGAUGUAUUGAUGUCAAUUUAUCUUAUAUUUCUCUUCUUCUGUUUUCACCUUUCCCCCCAUUUAUCAUACAGCUUUAUGUAUAUGCAAGGAAAAAGAAACAGGGGUACUGAAUAGUUGGGUUUACUGUAUGUUUUAUAUAGUACAUUCAGAAAUUGGAAAAGAGAUUUAUGUCCCUAAUACAGGGUUGGAGUUGCUGAUUAACUCAAAAUUUGUAUGAAGUUUAGCACAUGGUUGAUCA
Messenger RNA from Theobroma cacao (cacao), 2018 nucleotides. RefSeq names its product Protein kinase superfamily protein. The record is from RefSeq and is a predicted model, not a curated record. Gene Ontology annotation, cellular component: plastoglobule; plasma membrane. NCBI's taxonomy places the organism in Eukaryota, Viridiplantae, Streptophyta, Magnoliopsida, Malvales, Malvaceae.